Molecule: messenger RNA, 873 nt
Organism: Camellia sinensis
Lineage: Eukaryota; Viridiplantae; Streptophyta; Magnoliopsida; Ericales; Theaceae
Source: RefSeq, a predicted model, not a curated record
UUGUUGUUCAGUUGCUCUCAAUGGUUUUUCACAUAAGUCAUGAUGUCUAUCAUCUUGAUUUAUUUAGUGUGUUACUGUGUGGAAGACUUUUGAUCUAUCUUGAGAUUGAAUAACUGUUAAUAAUCCACCUGGUAAUUUUUAAUUGGUAAUUUGUUUUAAGAGUUUGGCCUAUUCACUCCCCUCUAGGCACAAAGGUGUCUGUCUCCGCAAUUUCAUUAUCCUACUAAUUCAUUUAUAUUGUUUUGCAGGAAGACAAGGAGAAACUUGAGAAGCAAUUGCAUGAUAUGGCAGUGGUGGUUGAGAGAUUGGAGAGCAGCAGACAGAAACUGCUAAUGAAGAUUGAUUCCCAAUCUUCAGAGAUAGACAGGGUUUUUGAGGAAAAUUCUAAUCUUUCAUCUGCUUAUCAAGAGGCAAUGGGUGUAGUAGUGCACUGGGAGAAUCAGGUAAAAGACUGUCUUAAGCAGAAUGAGGAGCUCCGCAACAUGUUAGAUAAGUUGAGGACAGAACAAGCUAAUGCACCAGCAUUGAAUGGCAUGGAGAGCCAGAGAGGCCUUUUAGAAGCAAAGAAAGAUGGGGGAAAUGAGAUUGGUUCCCAGACAUAUAUAGCUGAAAUUCUUUCCAUCAAGGUCAGUCGUGGCCAAAGAUGAUAGUUUUGCAUAUAUACACAUGGGAAGUAAAAUAUGUUUUCUUAAAAUUAACACUGUGAAGUGAUACUGGCUGAUCUAGUGUGUGUUUUGCUGAUGUCAUCAAUUUAACUUUGGAGCCUACUCAGGCUUAUUUGGAGAAAGGGGAAGGUUACUGUAAUUUCUUUCAGUUUCAUUUUUUUGGUACGUCAUGUAGAACUAACUACUAAGCUAAGGGCAACGGGUAAAG